GGUGCGCGGAGCGGUUCUUGGUCUCCAGAGCGGUUCGGCCCAGCCUUUCGCCUAGGCGCCCAGGCUCGGUGCGCGCGUGCGUGAGCGCGCCUGCGCCGCCAGGGCAGCUGCAAGAGGAGGAGAGCGGCAGCCUCAGGAGGAUCCCUUUUCCUCCAGGAAUUAAUCAAUGCUGAAACCUUUCAAAGUGGUAUUAGAGUUGUUGGAAGCACCAUGGAUGGAUUUUAUGAUCAGCAAGUCCCUUUUAUGGUCCCAGGGAAAUCUCGGUCUGAAGAAUGUAGAGGGCGGCCUGUGAUUGACAGAAAGAGGAAGUUUUUGGACACAGAUCUGGCUCAUGAUUCUGAAGAGUUGUUUCAAGAUCUCAGUCAACUUCAAGAGGCUUGGUUAGCUGAAGCACAAGUUCCUGAUGAUGAACAAUUUGUCCCAGAUUUUCAGUCUGAUAACUUGGUGCUUCAUGCCCCACCUCCGACCAAGAUCAAACGGGAGCUGCACAGCCCCUCCUCUGAGCUGUCCUCCUGUAGUCACGAGCAGGCUCUCGGUGCUAACUAUGGAGAAAAGUGCCUCUACAACUAUUGUGCCUAUGAUAGGAAGCCUCCCUCUGGGUUCAAGCCAUUAACCCCUCCUUCCACCCCUCUGUCACCCACCCAUCCAAAUUCCCUGUUUCCCCCACCUCAGGCAACUCUCCCCACCUCAGCCCCUGCAGCUGGCCCAGUACAAGGUGUGGGCCCCACCCCCCAUUCGCUUCCAGAGCCUGGACCACAGCAGCAAACAUUUGCGGUCCCCCGACCACCACAUCAGCCCCUGCAGAUGCCAAAGAUGAUGCCUGAAAACCAGUAUCCAUCAGAACAGAGAUUUCAGAGACAACUGUCUGAACCCUGCCACCCCUUCCCUCCUCAGCCAGGAGUUCCUGGAGAUAAUCGCCCCAGUUACCACCGGCAAAUGUCAGAACCCAUUGCCCCUGCAGCUCCCCCACCCCCUCAGGGAUUCAAACAAGAAUACCAUGACCCACUCUAUGACCACGGGCUCCCAGGCCUGCCAGGCCCCCCUGCACAUGGGUUCCAGUCACCAAUGGGCAUCAAGCAGGAGCCCCGGGAUUACUGCGUUGACUCAGAAGUGCCUAACUGCCAGUCAUCCUACAUGAGAGGGGGUUAUUUCUCCAGCAGCCACGAAGGUUUUUCAUAUGAAAAAGAUCCCCGGUUGUACUUUGAUGACACUUGCGUUGUGCCUGAGAGACUGGAAGGCAAAGUCAAACAGGAACCCACCAUGUAUCGGGAGGGCCCCCCUUACCAGAGGCGAGGUUCACUUCAGCUGUGGCAGUUCCUGGUCACCCUUCUUGACGACCCGGCCAAUGCCCAUUUCAUCGCCUGGACAGGCCGAGGCAUGGAGUUCAAGCUGAUAGAACCGGAGGAGGUCGCUCGGCGUUGGGGCAUCCAGAAGAACCGGCCGGCCAUGAACUAUGACAAGCUGAGCCGUUCUCUGCGCUAUUACUACGAGAAGGGCAUCAUGCAGAAGGUGGCUGGGGAACGAUAUGUCUACAAAUUUGUCUGUGACCCAGAUGCCCUUUUCUCCAUGGCUUUCCCGGACAAUCAGCGUCCAUUCCUGAAGGCAGAGUCUGAGUGCCACCUCAACGAGGAGGACACCCUGCCCCUGACCCACUUCGAAGACAACCCUGCUUACCUCCUAGACAUGGAUCGCUGCAGCAGCCUCCCCUAUGCUGAAGGCUUUGCGUACUAAGUUUCUGAGCGGCUGAGUGGCCAAACCCUAGAGCUAGCAGUUCCCAUUCAGGCAAAUGAGGGCAGUGGUUUGUUUGUGUUUUUGGCUGUUCCUAACGCUUGCCCUUCAAGUAUUAUCCAGAGAACCUAAGCUGUCUCUGGAUUGGCACCCUUAAAGACAGACCCGUUGGCUGGGGAGUGGGAACAGGGAGGGGCAGAAAACCACCAAAAGGCUGGUGCCUCAACUCUUGACUCUGAUGGGGUUUCUGGGAAGAGAUCAAAAUGGAGCCUCCUUAACCAUGGACAAUAUAUGCAAAGCAAUACCUUGUUCAGGUUAGUACCCCCAAAACGGGACAGAGUGUGUGACAAUCUGCAUUGAUCACGGACUACUAAAUGCCUUUACACAGAAGGGCUCUGAUUUGCACAAUUUAUUGAAAAAGAAGUCACAAACCCAUAGAAAAGUAGGUAGGCUAAGCUGGGGAGGCUCACACCGUUAAGGGUUAAAAAUAGAUCUAGAAAUUUGGAGAGCUUGUCCAGCUAAAUCUGAAAUGUCUCUCCUUGGUCUGGCAAAGGGGGGAGGGGCAGUCAGAACAGCUGUUACCCACUCCAUAGUUCUCAAGUCAUAAACCAUUGCUAUCCUUGGGAACCUUCUGGCCAUGUGGCCACCAAGCAGAGCGAGCCCCUUUCUCUUCCUCAUCACAUGGCUGUGUGUGGAUGGCUUUCAUUUCAGGAGAAGGGCGAUUAACACUUUUGACAGUAUUUUGUUUUGCCUUGAUUUGGGGGAUUGUUUUGUUUUGGUGGUUGUUUUGGAAAAACAGUUUAUAAACUGAUUUUUGUAGUUUUGGUAUUUAAAGCAAAAAAAAAACAAAAAACAAAAAAAAACAAACCUUUUGGUAACUGUGCACUGUGUCCUUCAGCCAGGGCCGUGCCGACUUACAAAGACGCUGCAGCUUGAGAGGGGCUUUGCUGGGGGCUGCCCCUUAGCCAUGUAAAAGCCCGCUUUGUUGCCUGCUUUGUGCUUUCUGCACCAGACAACUUGACGAAACAUUUGCACCUGAGUUGUAAAUUUUUGAAGUGUGCAGGGCAGCCUGGACACAAGCUUAGAUCCUCUGUGUAUAGUUCCCCAUGUUCACUAACAUGCCCUCUCUGGAAAGCAUAUGUACAUAACACAUGUCAUGUCCAUUGGAAACCCGGUCACCUGGUGGGAACCCUAGGGAUUCUUCCCUGGGCAUGACUGAUGACAAUUUCCAUUGCAUCAGUUUGUUUUCUUUUCCUUUUUCUUUAAAUCUUGGACUUCAAACCCUGCCUAUGAUUCAAUAGGGUUUGAGACUUACGUGUGACACUGACAGGUAAAACAGUACUAGCAUUCUAGCUUCCUGCCACUUUUUUUUUUUUAAAGUUUAUUCUGAUUGCUGUAUUAUAUUGGGAAAGUUUUAAACAACCAAGCUAAAGCUACAUGAAAGUUGAGCUCAAAGUAGAGGAAGAGUUACCAGAAAGUGGUAGUAGUACCUUGCUGCCUGCUCUGUUGGUAGAAAUCUAUGCUCCCCACCACACUUAGCACAUUAAGAAUGACUGUGCUGUUCCUCGGAUGUGAAGGGAGGCAGUGCUGACUCCAUGAAUGUACGACACAGGCUUUGAAUGGCUUUUCUAUUGGGGGGGCACACCACAGUCUCAAACUGUCCCCCUUAUGACUGACAGCUCGUUUGUAAAAAGGUUCACAGGGAUAAGGGGUGCACUUUAUAGCUAUGGGAACGUAAGAUUCUCCUCUAUUGGAAGCUAAUUAACCCACAAAGGUGGUGGACCUAUAGCUUGGGCCUUAAUUAGCAUUCUUCUCUAAUCAAAGGACUCUUUCUAAACCAUAUUUAUAGCUUUCUAACCUACACAUAGUCUAUACAUAGAUGCAUAUUUUACCCCCAGCUAGCUAGAGAUUUAUUUGUUGUAAAUGCUGUAUAGAUUUGUCUUUCUUUACUUAUCCUGGUUUGGGAUUUUUUCUUUUUGGAUGGAUUUAUGCUAUCUUAGCAAGUAUGAAAAUAAUCCUCUGUAGCCUGAGCUCCCCUCCCCUGCUGUGACUUGCCGCCUGUGCUGUCACUCACGGGACCUAGGACGGCAGCAUCACCCUUGCAUUCCCAUUGGACUCAUGCACCUCUCGAAUGGUUUGUUUUUUUGUUUUUUUGUUUUUCAGGGGUUUGGGGUUUUGUUUUGUUUUUUCUGUUUGUUUGUUGGCUUCUUUUCCAGAGUGUGGAAAGUCUACAGUGCAGAAAGGCUUUAAUCUGCCAGUUGAUCUGAAAUACUUUCCCCUGUGCAGGGCUGUGUGCAUCCUGCCAAGCUGCGUUAUAUUCUGUACUGUGUACAAUAAAGAAGUUUGCUUUUCGUUUA
Messenger RNA from Otolemur garnettii (small-eared galago), 4085 nucleotides. RefSeq names its product ETS variant 5 (gene ETV5). NCBI's taxonomy places the organism in Eukaryota, Metazoa, Chordata, Mammalia, Primates, Galagidae. Gene Ontology annotation, molecular function: DNA-binding transcription factor activity, RNA polymerase II-specific; sequence-specific DNA binding. Gene Ontology annotation, cellular component: nucleus. Gene Ontology annotation, biological process: cell differentiation; regulation of transcription by RNA polymerase II. The record is from RefSeq and is a predicted model, not a curated record. Bases 211 to 1731 code for a protein of 506 amino acids. The transcript is spliced from 13 exons.